AUGUCACACAGAGGAAAGAACAGGGCUUUGCUGAUUGUCAACUGUGAAUUCCACAGCAGAUGGUCCUCUGAGGAGCUCCAAUCAAGACCAGGGGCUAAGAGGGAAGCAAAAAGGCUUUUUAAUGCAUUAUCCAAGUGCAACUAUGCUGUAAAAGUGCACUAUGAUUUGACAGCUAAGGAAAUAGAAGAUAUUUAUGAGGAAGAAUGCUAUGCAGAACAAGGGGACUGUUUCAUAAGUAUCAUUUCCAGUCAUGGAACAGAAGGAAGCAUAUUUGAUUGUGAAGGACAACCUGUUCAGCUCACACGGAUUUUCAACAUAUUAUCACCUCAGAGAAGUCAUAACUUGGUGGGAAAGCCCAAAAUCUUCUUCAUUCAGGCCUGCCGAGGAACAAGCAUUGAGUAUGGUGUAAACCUGCAGAUGGACAGCCCAGGCCUGGAGACAGGAGGCACCGAGCCAGAGACGGACUGUUUCUCACACUAUCUCUCCAUCCCUGACAACACUGCAGUCAUGUUUUCUUGCAGUCCAGGCUAUGUUUCCUUCAUCAAUCUGUGGGAAUCCAUGUUCCUCCGUGCCUUUUUGGAACUGCUCGAAGGAGAAGAACACCAUUUUGAAGUUGCUCGUUUAAUGACUCGAAUUAGCUGGAAAGUUGCACUCUUCUGUGAAGCCAAAGGAAAAUACCAAGGUGCUAAAGAGAUGCCGUGCUUUGUCACAAACAUGGAGAGACCAGUUUACCCCUUCUCAUCACAAGGAUGA
Messenger RNA from Varanus komodoensis (Komodo dragon), 753 nucleotides. RefSeq names its product caspase-3-like. Gene Ontology annotation, molecular function: cysteine-type endopeptidase activity. The record is from RefSeq and is a predicted model, not a curated record. Gene Ontology annotation, biological process: proteolysis. The transcript has 4 exons. Bases 1 to 753 code for a protein of 250 amino acids. NCBI's taxonomy places the organism in Eukaryota, Metazoa, Chordata, Lepidosauria, Squamata, Varanidae.